Talaromyces proteolyticus is the source of this 1080-nucleotide messenger RNA. RefSeq lists its product as uncharacterized. The transcript has a single exon. Lineage: Eukaryota; Fungi; Ascomycota; Eurotiomycetes; Eurotiales; Trichocomaceae. The record is from RefSeq and is a predicted model, not a curated record. Bases 1 to 1080 code for a protein of 359 amino acids.
AUGGAAGCAACAGCAACCAACGGUCAUCAAACCCAGCCUGCUCCCCGCAACCGGUUGUUUCUGGUUUCGAGUCCUCGCACUGCCUCGAACUUGCUAGUCAAAGUCCUUGCCCUGGCCCAACAGCCAAAUGCACUGAUUAACGAACGUGGCGGCUACGUCCUAUGGAAUGCCUUCAUGUCCGCCAACCUCGAUGGCCGCUUGUUCAAGCCUCUUAAUCAAUGGACUGCCGCUGACAAGGCCAAGCUGCGGGAAGACUCCCAACGAUGUCUUAAUGAGUUGGAAGAGAGUUCAGCAAAGGCCGAGCAGGAGGGCAAGAUGUUCGUCACCAAGGAACACGCAGGAUGGUUCAUGAAGAUGAGUGCCAUUCAGGAAUACGUAAACAGCAAAGACACAGUCAAUGAUGAGCCACCACCGGCACUAGACUAUCCGAUUGCAUACGGUUCUUCUGAUAAAAUGGGCUUUUCGCCCAACAACAAGACCAUGUUUGCCGACGCAUACUUGCGCACAUGGCAGGCUGCCUUUAUCAUCCGGCAUCCGGCCCUCGUUUUCCCAUCUGCGCAGCGAUCCUUAGGGAAAUUGCUCAAGGAUACGAUGGAAGGCGACAUCUUGGAGAAGUCUAUUUCAAUUAACAUGACGUUCCGCUGGACUAGGGCCCUAUUUGACUUCUUCCAAGAACAGGGUGACAAACCCCCGGCCGUGCUGGAUGCACAUGAUCUAAUCAACAACCCCUUGGUUGUCGCCAAGUACAGCAAGCUCAUCGGCUUAGACCCUACUCAGUUGCAGUUCGAGUGGGAUACACAGGCCCGCAAGGAAACUAAGGGCCAUAAUGAAAUGACGGAGGAAGAGCGUCGCGAUUACAUGGAAGCUUUCAUGCUAGCCACUUUGCGCAAUUCUUCGGGCAUUGACAAGAACAAGGCCCCUGAAAACAUCGACAUCGCUGUCGAGGCGUCUAAGUGGAAGGAGGAAUUUGGUGAAGACAUCGCGAGUAUGCUCGAGAAGGCAGUCGUGGAAGCGAUGCCAGACUAUGAGUAUCUCAAGGCUCGACGAGUCAGCGUUGAGGAUGGAGAAAUCCUCUGUUAG